Messenger RNA from Exophiala viscosa, 1515 nucleotides. RefSeq names its product cytochrome P450. NCBI's taxonomy places the organism in Eukaryota, Fungi, Ascomycota, Eurotiomycetes, Chaetothyriales, Herpotrichiellaceae. The transcript is spliced from 5 exons. Gene Ontology annotation, molecular function: oxidoreductase activity, acting on paired donors, with incorporation or reduction of molecular oxygen; monooxygenase activity; iron ion binding. The coding region runs from base 1 to 1515 and encodes 504 amino acids. The record is from RefSeq and is a predicted model, not a curated record.
AUGGCAGUAGAGAGUGGCCUAUUGCAACUUUGCAAUCUGAUCAACAUCAGAGCAUGGAACAUCUUACUGCUAUUUUUGGUGAUCUGCUAUGUUAUCUACGUGCGGUAUGGCACACCAUUGCGAAAUGUACCGGGACCUUUUCUGGCAAGUGUGACCAGGCUGUGGAAAUUGCGCAAGAUAUUGAGUGGUGACUUCGAGUGGACAAACAUCGAUCUUCACGGUCACUAUGGCCCGAUCGUCAGGAUAGGCCCCAAUGAAGUCAGCAUCGAUGAUCCCGAUGAGAGCCUCGGCAUUAUUUAUGGCCAUGGAACUAAGUUCACCAAGUCUCCCUGGUAUCAAGCGUCAGAUGCCCCUGGACAGCAUUCCAUUUUCACAGACACGGAUAUUGCCAGGCACGCACGUGAACGGCGGCUUGUGGCCAACAGCUUCUCCAUGACCUCACUAGCAGCACUCGAACCAUACAUCAGUGAUUGCGUGCAAGUACUCGAGACACGACUGUUUGAAUUGAGCAAAGAAAAUGCCGUGGUCGAUGUUGGCCAUUGGUUGCAAUGUUACGCAUUUGACGUGAUUGGCGAGAUUACUUUUGCAAAGCGAUUUGGUUUCCUUGAUCGUGGUGAAGACAUUGGCAACAUCAUGAAUGUUCUCGAUGGGUUUCUGUCCUAUUCUUCGUGGAUGGGUGUCGUUCCGGAGUUCCAUGCUCCAUUUACAAAGCUCAUGUCAACAUUUUUCGCGGAUGGAGCGCCCUUGGAGAGCUUGCGGCGGUUCGCAAGCAACGUUGUUGAAAAACGCCAGGCGUCCGAGACUUCGCACCCAGACUUUGUCGCCCAUUUCCUGCGUAUUCACAAUCAGAAGCCAGACCAAUUUCCCAUGUCAGAAGUGUACAAGAUGUGCAUGGUCCUCACAGGAGCAGGAUCUGACACCACUGCGAUCGCGCUGCGAGCUGUGGUCUACUUCUUGCUCAAGAGCCCUGACAAGCUGGAGAAACUGCGAUCAGAAAUCGACCAAAGAGAUAUGGCUGCAGAAGUGUCAAAACCUGUCACCUACAGCGAAGCUGUAUCAAUGCCCUAUCUUCAAGCGGUGCUGAAGGAGGCAAUGCGACUACAUCCGUCCACGGGGUUUACCCUUGGCCGUGUCGUCCCGGCAGGGGGUGUUGUGCUCUUGAACCACUUUAUACCGGAAAACACAGUUGUAGGCAUCAACUCCUGGGUGGCACACCGCAAUGCAUCCGUCUUUGGCGAAGACGUGGAGUCAUUUCGUCCUGAGCGGUGGCUGGAGUCUGAAGAAGCAACGAAGCGAAUGGACAGAUAUUUCUUGGAGUUCGGAACAGGCUCUCGCACCUGCCUGGGUAAAAAUAUCAGCUUGAUGGAGAUGUCGAAGUUGGUCCCGGAGAUCUUCCGUAUCUUCGACUUUGACUUAGUCGAUCGGAAGAAGCCAUGGCAUACAGUGAAUUGGUGGCUUGUGAAACAGACAGGUCUACUCUGUCGAGUUCGCGUUCGCAAGAACAGCCGGACUUGA